CACCGCCAUCAUUCAACUUGGCAACACUGUAAUCGCCGGCGUUUUGGCGGGUUGUUGGCUUGGCGGUUGCAAAGCAAGGACCCCAUUGUCAGUUGCCCGGUAGCCGUCGACAAAGACGUUUGUGCGUCCAUUCCAUUCUUUGUUAGUCCGUCAAUCUUUCCCAAUCUCAUCAUGUCUGGCCGUGGAAAAGGAGGCAAGGUCAAGACCAAGGCAAAGUCCCGUUCCAACAGAGCUGGGCUGCAAUUCCCAGUUGGUCGUAUUCACAGACUGUUGCGCAAAGGAAACUAUGCUGAGCGAGUGGGUGCUGGUGCUCCAGUCUAUCUUGCUGCCGUGAUGGAGUAUCUUGCUGCUGAAGUUCUUGAGUUGGCUGGAAAUGCUGCCAGGGACAACAAGAAGUCUAGGAUUAUUCCCAGGCAUCUUCAACUUGCCAUCAGGAACGACGAAGAAUUGAACAAGUUAUUGUCAGGUGUGACAAUUGCCCAGGGUGGUGUCCUGCCCAAUAUUCAGGCUGUUCUUCUCCCCAAGAAGACUGGUGAUGCUGGCAAGAGUGGAAAAUCCAGCAAGUCUCAAUCCCAGGAGUAUUAAUUCAAUAUUCAUCACUAUUUCAUUCAUUUUAUUCCUGAUCUUUCUCUUACUUUGACAAUAAACAUUUCCCAAUUUA
Messenger RNA from Frankliniella occidentalis (western flower thrips), 661 nucleotides. Its product is annotated as histone H2A. Gene Ontology annotation, molecular function: protein heterodimerization activity; structural constituent of chromatin; DNA binding. Lineage: Eukaryota; Metazoa; Arthropoda; Insecta; Thysanoptera; Thripidae. Gene Ontology annotation, cellular component: nucleosome. The record is from RefSeq and is a predicted model, not a curated record. The transcript is spliced from 3 exons. Bases 172 to 585 code for a protein of 137 amino acids.